GACAAAUUCUGUUGAAGAAGCUGUUGGUUGAAAAUAUAUAUCCAUGACUCUUGGCAAUGUUGAUUUAACAAUUUCAACUUCUUUCCCUCCAACCUUGCAAUGCCUCUUCAACUAAAGGUUUUCAGUUUAGCCUGAGCUAGACCAAUGCAAGGUUGAAGCUAUCAACCAACAAUUCUUAUCUUAAUAAAUGAGAAGAGCACCUGACCUUUCGGCCCCCGUCGACUCUUAGCUGCGAAGCUGCUAGCUCAGUUCUGCAAUCCCCUAUUUUCAUCAUGCCCGACACCUUUCAUCCGUUCCCAAACCUGCCCACAGAGAUUCGUAUUCAGAUCUGGGCGUUAGUUGCGGGUCCGCGCAACCUACAGAUUAGUUGCUCUUCAAGCGGAAAGCGGGCAGACCCUGGCACAACUUUUGCUUAUGCUUCGCCAAACCCGCCACCUGCCGUCAUGCACGCCUGUCGAGAAGCCCGCCAGAAUGCACCCUACCAGAAGGCCUUCCUCACAUUCAGCAACGCCGAGACCAAGUAUAUCUGGGUUAAUUUUCAGGAAGACAUGAUCUGCCUACCAGAUAACGAGCUCGCGCCGCUUGCGCCCCACUAUGCUGAUAUUGAACGCCUCAAGCUCACUGCGGAAGCUGGCGUUGAAACAUUUUCCUUCUAUGAAUAUUUUAAGGACUGCUCAAGCUCGAUAUUUAAGCCUUUCUCAGCUCUGAACGUGCUGCAUAUAGCAGUGCAGGACUGUUUUUUGGCGUGGGCGGAUGCGUUUCAGGGUUCCGGAUAUGCAAAUUGUCCAAGUCAAAAUGUCAGAUUCCUGGAACUACAAACGGGGCUCUUGCUAACUGGAUCUCAACUGGUGCUGGCAUCCGAGUGGUGGUUGUGGAACGGAGGGAAGGUUGAAGAUAUAGAUGACUUGGAACCAUCAUGUCUCGAUCUAGACGAGUGUGCAGAUAUAGGCUGAGCAUAGGCGUUUGACACAGGGAAUGCUGGGAGAUCUUCUCGAACCGUGCAAUUUCAAAUUCACCCAUUAUUGUUUCGAUUGUGACAAAGGUGUGGGUGUGAAAAGUGUUUAGGAGUACCUAGGUCUAUACAGCUAAUACAUGUCUAGAAGCCUCGCAACGCUUUGUCUCUCCAUUCGCUGGGGAA
Molecule: messenger RNA, 1138 nt
Organism: Xylaria bambusicola
Lineage: Eukaryota; Fungi; Ascomycota; Sordariomycetes; Xylariales; Xylariaceae
Exons: 1
Coding region: 273-953 (226 amino acids)
Source: RefSeq, a predicted model, not a curated record